GCGACGCCAGGGAAGAUGGCUGCUGCGUCUUCUUCGGAUUCCGACAGCGGACGAGCUGAGAGUGAAGCCAGUUCGAAAUGGCUGGACGCGCACUACGAUCCCAUGGCCAACAUCCACACCUUCUCCUCCUGCCUGGCACUGGCAGAUUUGCACGGGGACGGAGAGUACAAGCUGGUGGUGGGAGACCUUGGCCCAGGUGGGCAGCAGCCCCGCCUGAAGGUGCUCAAAGGACCAACAAUGCUGACAGAAAGCCCCCUGCCUGCCCUGCCAGCCUCUGCUGCCACCUUCCUCAUGGAGCAGCAUGAGCCCAGGACACCAGCUCUAGCACUCGCUUCAGGCCCUUGUGUCUAUGUGUAUAAGAACCUUAGACCCUACUUCAAGUUCAGCCUGCCCCAGCUGCCUCCAAACCCUCUGGAACAAGACCUUUGGAACCAAGCCAAAGAGGACCAGAUCGACCCCUUAACCUUGAAGGAGAUGUUGGAGGGCAUCCGGGAGAAGGCAGAGGUACCUUUGUCUGUACAGUCACUCAGAUUUCUGCAGCUGGAGCUAAGUGAAAUGGAGGCAUUUGUAAACCAACACAAAUCCAGGGCCAUCAAGCGUCAGACAGUCAUCACCACCAUGACCACCUUGAAGAAAAACCUGGCUGAUGAGGAUGCUGUGUCCUGUCUGGUGCUGGGCACUGAGAACAAGGAGCUCCUGGUACUUGAUCCUGAGGCCUUCACCAUUUUAGCCAAGAUGAGCCUUCCCAGUGUCCCCGUCUUCCUGGAGGUUUCCGGUCAGUUUGAUGUGGAGUUCCGGCUUACAGCUGCCUGCCGAAAUGGGAAUAUCUAUAUCCUGAGAAGAGACUCCAAGCACCCCAAGUACUGCAUUGAGCUGAGUGCCCAGCCUGUGGGGCUUGUCCGGGUACACAAGAUCCUGGUGGUGGGCAGCAACCAAGACAGCCUGCAUGGUUUCACCCACAAAGGUAAGAAACUGUGGACAGUGCAGAUGCCCGCGGCCAUCCUGACCAUGAACCUCUUGGAGCAGCGCUCCCGGGGCCUGCAAGCUGUCAUGGCUGCACUGGCCAAUGGAGAGGUCCACAUUUACCGUGACAAGACCCUGCUCAAUGUCAUCCACACCCCGGACGCAGUGACCAGCCUUUGCUUUGGCCGCUAUGGGCGGGAGGACAACACACUCAUCAUGACUACUCGAGGUGGUGGCCUGAUCAUCAAGAUCUUGAAGCGUACAGCAGUGUUUGUGGAAGGGACAGGUGAAGUGGGUCCUCCACUGGCCCAGGCCACAAAACUCAGUGUGCCCCGAAAGACACGCCUCUAUGUAGAUCAGACCCUUCGAGAGCGUGAAGCCGGCAUAGCCAUGCACCGGACCUUCCAGACAGACCUCUACCUGCUGCGCCUGCGGGCUUCCCGGGCCUACGUUCAGGCCCUCGAGUCCAGCCUGAGCCCCAUGUCAACCACAACUCGGGAGCCACUCAAAUUGCAUGCUGUGGUUCAGGGCCUGGGCCCCACCUUUAAGCUUACACUUCAUCUGCAGAAUACCUCAACAGCCAGGCCGGUGCUGGGGCUGCAGGUCUGCUUCCUGUACAACGAAGCACUCUAUGCCCUGCCCCGGGCCUUCUUUAAGGUCCCCUUGUUGGUUCCAGGACUCAGCUACCCACUGGAGACCUUUGUGGAGAGUCUCAGUAGGAAGGGCAUCUCAGACAUAAUCAAGGUGCUGGUGCUCCGGGAAGGCCAGAGUGCACCCUUGCUGAGUGCCCACAUCAACAUGCCUGUGAGCGAGGGGUUGGCAGCUGCCUGAACACUGGGCCUGCUUUCAAGACCUAACAGAAUGGAGCCAGCCAGAUCCAGCCACUUCCACAGAGCUGGGCCAGGUCCAGUGUCCCCAGGCCACUACCCCACACAGCAGUGUGUGGAGCAGCUUCCCGCUCCUCUCUUAAGCAGCCCCUUGCUCCCCACCUUUACCACUGGUCCCGAGCAAUAGGAUUGGAGGUGCCCAGGCUCGGCUCCUCCUCAAGACCCACCCAGGCACUGUCCCACAGCUCCUGCUCCCCGCUUCCCCUUCUUUCCAGAAACCUCACAAGGCCCCAAGAAUAGCUCCGAAGUGGUCAAAGUGAGGAGAAGCCGAGUCCUUCUUUACUUCCACUCAUCUCCAGCCUCAGAUCAAGACCAGGAUUGGCCUAGGAAAUUAGAGGCUUUUCUCUGGUGACCCACAGGGGUUCUAGAGGUGUGGAUGCUGCCAGUUCGGCUCCCAGGCAAAGCACAUGUGCUGAUCUUCCUCAGCUGAAGAGGCUCCACUUUCUGCCCUGUGGCCCAGGGAAGAGUCACAGGGCACUUUCCCAAGUCUUAGACUCAGCCUCCAAGGCCCACAAGGGUUGCCAGAGGAGGUGGUGCAGGAGGCAGAAGGGGUCCAUGUGGGGAGCUAAAUGUUGUGGCCCCAGCCAGAACUCCCAUAUAGCAGCUGCUCCUGACCUGGAUGCUCAUUCCCAGAGACUGUUCCUGAAGAGGAAGGCCAGGCUAGACAAGCAGAGGUAUUCAUGGCAACAAGAGAGGUGUUUCCAGGGUCUAGGGUAGCGACCCAAGGGACACAUGCCUAGAAGUGCCCCUCAAGAUUGCACUCAGGCCAGGGCCCAAGUCAGUUGUGUGGGUGGGGUGUUCACUGAGCAGGGGCCAGAAUAUACAUGGUUCACUGGAAAGGCACACACCAGAGACAUGGAGAGAAGCUGAAGACUGACUGAAGAUGUGUGUGCAGAUCCCAAGUGCCAGCAACUUCAGACUCCACAAUCUACCCAGAACCACUUGGGAGCUGGAAGCCCUGCUCCCUGAAGAGCAGCGUCUUCCGUUGUCUGACCAGGUUCAACCUGGUGUGUGGUACACAGCUCAGGAUUGCAGGUUCCAUCUCCUAUAAAAGAAGGUGGUGUGGGGCUGGAGAGAUGGCUCAGCGGUUAAGAACACUGGUUGUUCUUGCAGAAGACCUGAGUUUGAAUCCCAGCACCCACAUGACAGCAAAGAACUGUCCGUAACUCCAGUCCCAGGGGA
Molecule: messenger RNA, 3032 nt
Organism: Nannospalax galili (Upper Galilee mountains blind mole rat)
Lineage: Eukaryota; Metazoa; Chordata; Mammalia; Rodentia; Spalacidae
Gene: Bbs1
Product: Bardet-Biedl syndrome 1
Exons: 17
Coding region: 16-1794 (592 amino acids)
Biological process (GO): protein localization to cilium; non-motile cilium assembly
Cellular component (GO): BBSome; centrosome; axoneme
Molecular function (GO): smoothened binding; patched binding
Source: RefSeq, a predicted model, not a curated record